Messenger RNA from Phytophthora nicotianae INRA-310, 840 nucleotides. RefSeq lists its product as hypothetical. NCBI's taxonomy places the organism in Eukaryota, Oomycota, Peronosporomycetes, Peronosporales, Peronosporaceae. The record is from RefSeq and is a predicted model, not a curated record. Bases 1 to 840 code for a protein of 279 amino acids. The transcript has 2 exons.
AUGGGAGGGGGCGAGGGCGCUUUAAAAGGCUAUUUGCUUCCUGCUAUCACUUCGCGAUCUUCAGCAGAUGCUCAUGGACCCCGAGCGAGAAGGCGUCGCGACGAAGCUAGUAUACCGACCGCUGUACGGGAGGCCAUCCAGGCCUUUGUCCCCAAAGCUGGAACGAAGAUAUUACGUGCCAAGCCGAGUGAGACGUCGUUCGUCUACGACUGGGGUGUCCGCGUCGUCAGCACGGCCGACACCAACGCACCUGCUGUGUUGAUGUGCAUGACAGCCGAGACUUGCCGCACGCAGCGUUUAAAGAUCGUGAUGCCAGGUGGGAAGACGUCAAAAGUGACGCUUCAUCUAACCAAGGCACACGACGUUGGCUCCGACAAAACCGCCAGCGAGGAGGGCAGGAAAAGAACCCGCGACGAAGAUCUGGCCGUUUUGAAGAGGAGUCCACUCUUUCGCUAUGAUCCUGGCCGCGCGUUCGUCUUGCUGGAGACACUGCGUAUCGUGAACAACAACCUUCCGUUCAGAAUUGGAGAGUACGAAGAGUCGCUGAUAAUCCGAGACUUAAUGCUCAAGGAGGAGGCUCGUGUAGCAUUAAACGCCAAGGUCAUCCGCCAUUCUGUCGUGGAACUCUACGAUGCGACAAAGCGUCAAGUCCAAGUGAUGCUGACAGAAAACAGGAUCGGUUCAGCAAAAAAGCUUCUCCGUCGUUGGAGACUUCUGGACGGCGUCCGCGAUGAAUACCAUUUUUUUGGAAUUGAGACUCUAUCUAGUGGACUCGUCGUACCGGUUCAAAUCCGUGUUGCUAGGGACCCGAUAUUUUGCCCCGCAGUAUGGCGAACGUGA